AUGGCGCAAUUUCAUCUACCUUCAUCGCUCGAUCUGCCAGACCGUAAUCUGGCAGAUAGCUUUAAGAAAUGGAAACGUCAGUUACAAGUUUAUAUGGAAGCUAGUGGGAAUAAUAACAAGCCGAAGCAGCGACAAUCGGCUAUUACACUGUGCAAAGUGCUCGAAAAAGUAGAGGAAUAUUGCAAUCCACGACAAAAUGAAGUUCUUCAAUCCUUUCGCUUUUGGCAAGUACCUUUCCAAGAACCUUUUGACACAUUCCUAACAAAGUUGUACUCUUACGCUGAUUCAUGCAAUUUCAAGGAAAAAGAAAGAAUGAUACGAGACAAGAUAGUCUUCACUGUAACCGGUAAGCAACAAGAACUGUUAUUAUGA
Messenger RNA from Paramuricea clavata, 372 nucleotides. The record is from the annotation of a GenBank genome assembly. Lineage: Eukaryota; Metazoa; Cnidaria; Anthozoa; Malacalcyonacea; Plexauridae.